Messenger RNA from Penicillium subrubescens, 879 nucleotides. Its product is annotated as Tim17/Tim22/Tim23/Pmp24 family protein. Gene Ontology annotation, cellular component: peroxisomal membrane. The transcript is spliced from 6 exons. Bases 1 to 879 code for a protein of 292 amino acids. NCBI's taxonomy places the organism in Eukaryota, Fungi, Ascomycota, Eurotiomycetes, Eurotiales, Aspergillaceae. The record is from RefSeq and is a predicted model, not a curated record.
AUGACGUCGGCCGUCGGCAUCGUCUCACAUGCCGAGGCCCUUUUCGCAUUUGAGGAUCCGAGUCAAAGUGCCGCCCUCCCCUCCCCCAUAUUCUUAUCUUUUCUUUACUUCUUCUCUUCCCAACCCUAUGAACAUCUCCGACCUACCGACUCGUCACUGUGGUGCACUCCCUCAGUAGUCCCCUCCGUCCGAGUCCGACCUCCAAACGAGGUCUCGCGCGCCGUUAUGGAUGCGCUCAUUUCCCGCCUGGACGCCCUCGUUCUGAACCCCGAUCUCGCACCCUUCUUGUCGCUGUUGAAAGGUGCGCGCAAUGGCGUCGUUUACGGGUCGAAAGUGCGAUUUCCGCAUGCGCUGGUUAUGAUCUUUCUCUUCCGAUCUGGAACAUUCCGAGAAAAGGUCAAGCUCGUCUUCAAAGCGACACGCCAGCAUGCUCGAAACCUAGCCACAUUUGCAAUCAUAUACAAGGCUUCCAUGAUUAUUCUACGGAACAUUUCCCCCGCAGGAUCCGGGAAGGAAGGCCGUUAUGACAGCUUCUUUGCGGGUUUGUUGGGUGGAUACGCGGUCUUUGGCCGGCAGCGGGGAAGCAUUAGCCAGCAGAUUGUCAUUUAUGUCUUCGCCCGCGUUAUGCUCUCCCUCGCCAAAUUGUCCGUCGAACCUAACAUGCACCCGCUCUCCUCCCUCAUCACCCCCGAAUCCCGCGCCCAGAUCACCAACAAUGCCUGGCCUGCCUUUGCCAGUCUGAGCUGGGCAUUCGUCAUGUAUCUUUUCCGAUGGUACCCGGAGACCCUGGCGUCCAGUUUGCGGAGUAGCAUGGUCUACAUUUAUGCGGACUCGGAUCACUGGGAUUCGUUCCGGACCUUGUUCAUACACAAUAAAUGA